AAUCAAGUAACUUCUGAUUACUUGCGACCAAAUUCAUCAUCUAAUCUCAAGUUAUAUUUAAUCCUAUACAUAUCGGAAAUGGCUACAGCAUCAAAGCGGCUUGUUUUAAUAACAGGAGCCAGUGGUGGUAUUGGAUUCGAGCUUGCAGCCCAGCUCCUGGCAAAGGGAACGUACUACGUUCUUCUAGGAGCUCGAUCAGUCGAAAAGGGAAAUGCUGCGUUAGAACAACUGCGCUCUCACAACUUGCCAGACAGCGUAGAGUUACUCUUGCUUGAUGUCACUAAGGACAAUACUAUUGAAGAAGCCGCUGUAAAGGUCCGCAAAGAAUUUGGUAAAUUGGACAUCCUUAUCAACAACGCUGCUGUGGCACCAAUGGAAGGUGGCACAUUGCGCGAGUACAUGCGUAUAGCAUUCGACACUAAUGCCACUGGACCUCUUAUCGUUGGUAAUGCUUUUGCACCUCUAUUAAAGGAGUCUAAGGACUCCCCUAGAAUUGUCAACAUUACUAGUGGAGCAGGCUCUAUCAGUUCUCGUCUCAAUAAAGACUCUCCUACCUAUCGACUCCAGGGUCACCAGUACCGAGCCAGCAAAUCUGCUCUUAACAUGAUUACAGCUUGUCAAUAUGUGGAGUAUGAGUCUGAUGGAAUCAAGGUCCUGCUCUACGACCCAGGUCAUACCGUCUCAAACCUUGGACCUUACAAUAAGGCCGAAUUUGGUGCUAGGGCACCGGUUGAAUCUGUGAUACCCUUAAUUGAUGUCAUCGAGGGAAAGCGUGACAAUGAAGCUCCUAAAUUAUUGCAUAACACUGGCACCUAUGAUUGGUAA
Messenger RNA from Talaromyces stipitatus ATCC 10500, 825 nucleotides. Its product is annotated as short chain dehydrogenase/reductase, putative. The transcript has 2 exons. The record is from RefSeq and is a predicted model, not a curated record. Bases 79 to 825 code for a protein of 248 amino acids. Lineage: Eukaryota; Fungi; Ascomycota; Eurotiomycetes; Eurotiales; Trichocomaceae.